CAAGACCGUGGCGCUGAAAAGGUUAAGUUGACUGAUUUUAUGCGUAUGGCAACGGCAAGGCAACUCUCAAGUCACGGGAAAUUACCUAAAUUAAAUAAGGCUAGUAUAAGAAGUAUAAGGUAGAUAAAUACAAUCAAAAUGAGACAUAAGAUAAUUUAAGUGAUACGUAGCAGUAUUUUAAUGGCUUAAUUGUAACGAUACAGCACAUCAAUAGUUUUAUACCAGCAACUGCUAAGUAAAUAAAGAAAACCACAAUGGGCUGUAUGUGGUCUAGUGAGGAUGCUAACCGUUGUAUGUACUGUAAUCGCAGGCGAGUUAAGAAUUUGAUUUUCUUUAACGGUGUUUGCGAAAUUUGUAUUCGGCAAUCAUCAAGUCAGCAAACAACAACAGCUUCGGUGUCGGCGUCUUUGUUUCGAAAUCAUGUUGACGACUUGGUCUUAUACCCUCGCCGCAUGUCGCCCGGACCUGUCGGCGGCAUCACUGCAACUUCAACUUGCGUAGUCCGGCAAAUACACACGUCACCUUCGACACCUUCCUACACUGCAUCAAAGGCAAAGUCUUUUCAAGCAAAACCGCUUUACGGUGAAUAUCGAUGCUCUUGCGGUCGAUUUUGGAAGAGUCAACUGUCAUGGGCACGCGCCUACCAAAUCUGUAAGCGCUGCCGUAAACCAGUGUUUGCGCACAAACAGAGAGAACUGCGCCCCAGUGACCGAUCACAAGACAAGGAAAAUCGUCAAGAACAUCAGAGGGAAUAUUGCCAAAUGUGCCAGCAGCUUGGACGCUAUUGUGGGAAUUAUGGCAACAACGAGAAACGUCGCAUGAAGAAUCAUUAUUCUUACUAAUUUUUAAUGGAAAUGUUAUGAUUCUAAGAAUUAUAUGAUUUAUAUUUUGAA
This is a messenger RNA of Ostrinia nubilalis (European corn borer), 893 nucleotides long. RefSeq lists its product as uncharacterized. Bases 255 to 842 code for a protein of 195 amino acids. Lineage: Eukaryota; Metazoa; Arthropoda; Insecta; Lepidoptera; Crambidae. The record is from RefSeq and is a predicted model, not a curated record. The transcript has 6 exons.